UUAACCUGAGACAAGUAGCAGAAAGAAUCAAGUAUGUUUACAUCUAUAUAUUGAAUGCUUCUGAAAACUCUUUUUGUAGGAAAAAGUAGCAAAUGAAGAUUCAAACACUCAAUUCUUUGUUAACUCUCAUUCUUGCUGUUAACAUUUUGUUAUUUUUAAGUCUAGGUCAGGUUUUGUCGACGAAUACCGAUGGUGACUUCCGUCAAUGCCUAAUUUUCAAUUCCGAUAACUCCACUUCGAUUUCACAAGUUAUUUACAGCCCGAAUAACUCUUCAUACACAUCAAUUUUGCAAUUUACAAUAAACAACUUAAGAUUCACAUCACCAUCAAUCCCAAAACCUCUUUUUGUAGUUACACCAGUUGAUGAAUCACAAAUUCAAACAACCAUUUACUGCUCCAAGAAGCACGGAUUGGAGAUCCGAACUCGUAGUGGAGGCCAUGAUUUUGAGGGGUUGUCUUAUGUUUCACAAGUUCCGUUUGUGAUCCUUGAUCUUAUAAAUCUAAGAUCCAUCACAGUUGAUAUGAAAACUGCAACUGCUUGGGUUCAAGCUGGUGCAACUUUAGGUGAACUUUACUAUGCAAUUGCACAGAAUAGUCAAACUCUUGGAUUCCCGGGAGGUAUCUGCUAUGCGUUAGGACUCGGUGGAUACAUUAGUGGAGGCGGGUAUGGUGCAAUGGUGAGAAAAUAUGGUCUUGCAGCUGAUAAUGUCAUUGAUGCACAAUUCAUCAAUGUACAUGGCAAGAUUCUUGAUAGAAAAUCAAUGGGCGAGGAUCUUUUCUGGGCUAUUAGAGGAGGGGGAGGUUCUAGCUUUGGAAUUAUUCUUUCAUGGAAGAUAAAGCUAGUUCCGGUUCCAAAAGUGGUGACCGUGUUCGCAAUUGAUAGAACCUUGGAACAAAACUUAACCAAAAUAAUCCAAAAAUGGCAAUAUGUUGCACCAAAAACCGACAAAAAUCUUGACAUUAGAGUCCUAAUGUUCAGCGUUGUCAACCCAAACACAGGAAACCGAACAAUUCGGGCAACUUUUGAUACCGUUUUCCUCGGUGGAAUCGACAGAUUACUUCCACUUAUGCAAGAAGAAUUCCCAGAAUUGGGUCUGAAAAGAGAAGACUGUACUGAAAUGAGCUGGAUUGAAUCAGUGGUAAAUGGUGCUGGUUUCACAAAUGGAGAGCCUGUAGAGAUUCUACUUAAUAGAACCGCCCUGCCAAAAAAUUCUAUUAAAGCAAAAUCAGAUUUCGCAGCACAUCCUAUUUCUGAAGAUGGGUUUGAAGGGAUAUGGGGGUUUUAUAAUGACAAAAUUGAAGCUGGAAUGGCACUUUUGGUGCUAACCCCAUAUGGAGGAAAGAUGGAUGAGAUUCCAGAAUCAGCAAUCCCAUUCCCACACAGACUUGGAUCAUUGUAUAUGAUUGAAUAUGUGGUUGCGUGGGAUGGUGAUGCAACAUCGCCACAUAUAAGUUGGAUUAGAAACUUAUACAAUUACAUGGCUGCUUACGUUUCCAGCUCUCCUAGAAGAGCUUAUUUGAAUUAUGACGAUCUAGAUUUAGGAGCCGGUAAAACCUAUGCAGAAGCAAGUAGUACUUGGGGUCCAAAUUACUUUGGAAACAAUUUUAACAAACUGGUAAAGGUGAAGACAAUGGUUGAUCCUGGUAACUUUUUCAAGCGUGAACAAAGUAUUCCUACGAGGUUCUAAUGUUAUUAACUUAUUGACAGAAAAUAAUGCAAUAAUAAAAGUAAAACAAUUAUAUUCUA
This is a messenger RNA of Erigeron canadensis, 1747 nucleotides long. RefSeq names its product berberine bridge enzyme-like 15. The record is from RefSeq and is a predicted model, not a curated record. The coding region runs from base 93 to 1688 and encodes 531 amino acids. Lineage: Eukaryota; Viridiplantae; Streptophyta; Magnoliopsida; Asterales; Asteraceae. The transcript has a single exon. Gene Ontology annotation, molecular function: FAD binding; oxidoreductase activity.